Molecule: messenger RNA, 2502 nt
Organism: Candidula unifasciata
Lineage: Eukaryota; Metazoa; Mollusca; Gastropoda; Stylommatophora; Geomitridae
Source: the annotation of a GenBank genome assembly
AUGGCCACUGUAAACACAUGUUAUGUGGCUGCCGCUUGUAAUAGAUGCCCGUAUAGCGCUGACUGGGGAAGAAACGGACUGAUAAUAUAUGGAUAUAGCAGAGCUGUUGCACUUUAUCAGCCUGAGGGCCAGAGUGUUGCUGGAGGAGUAUGUGCAACAUUUGUAGGAAAUACUGAUCGAGUUAACUGUGUGUCUUGGGUCAGAAACAGAUUGGAAGAUGAAACUGAAUUUGUCUCAGGAUCAGUUGAUGGUGGAGUUUGUAUAUGGCGGUUAAAUAAUGACAAGACAAGUACUGAACCCCUGUGUACUCUGAAAGGACAUGAAGGUUCUGUAAUUUGUGUGUCAGCAUGUACUGUACCCAGAAGUGGCAGCUCUACAAGUGAGACAGUGGAAACAUUAAUUGUAACUGCUUCAGCGGAUUCUACUGUUCGGAUCUGGAGCAAAGUAAACAAUGAGGCUACAGAAAAACAGACACUUAAUUUUGGAUCAGGUUUUGCACUGACUGUAGCUGUCUUCAUCAUUCCAGGAACCAGUGUGCCUAUUGUUGCUUGUGGCUGUGAUGAUCAUAAAGUACACUUAUAUGUGGCUGGGGAUGAUGGCCAGUAUUUCAGAGUCCUUGUCUUAUCUGGUCAUGAAGAUUGGAUACGCAGUUUGAAUUUCACUGUUGAUGAUGCUGGAGAUAUUUUAUUAGCCAGUUGUGCUCAAGAUCACUUGAUUAGAGUAUGGAGGUUUGCUCGAUCAUCAGAAUCUCACAACUCUGUACAACAAAUGACUUCCAUUGCUCAUCUGCAGCCAGAUGAGGACAUCACAGCUAAGGAAACUGUAAUUACAAUGGUGGAAAAUGGUCUUGAGAUCAAGUUUGCUGUUAGUCUAGAAUCUGUGCUCUCUGGACAUGAGAAUUGGGUCUACAGUGUCAGGUGGCAGCCCUGUGUAAUCAAAGAAAAUGGAACCACACAUCAGCCAAUGAAGUUGCUAUCUGCAUCCAUGGAUAAAACUAUGAUCAUUUGGUCACCUGAUGUUGAAACUGGCGUGUGGGUUGAUGAGGUUCGUGUCGGUGAUGUAGGGGGAAACAGUCUUGGCUUCUUUGGAGGGCUGUUUGGCCCAUGUGGUCGGUCAAUUCUUGGCCAUGGCUACCAGGGAGCAUUUAACCAGUGGACUUGCAAUAAGGAAUUUUGUGUAUGGGAAUCUCAGGUUACUGGUGGUGGCCAUUUCAACUCAGUUGUGGAUCUGUCUUGGUCAGGUGGUGGCGGUCAUUACAUCCUGAGUGCCAGUACUGACCAAACAACACGACUUCAUGCCCCAUGGGUGAGACAGUACCAACAGCCAGCCUGGUAUGAGAUAGCUAGACCACAAAUUCAUGGUUAUGAUCUGCAGUGCCUGGCAGUGUUAGGGAAGUAUUCAUUUGCUUCAGGGGCAGAUGAGAAACUGGUCCGAGUGUUCAAGGCUCCAAGAAACUUUAUCAAUAACUUCGGUCAGAUUUGUGGACACAGUUUAACUAGUGACUUGAGAAGUGAGGAGUUCUUGUCAUUACCGGAAGGUGCCAAUGUGCCAGCACUUGGUCUGUCCAAUAAGGCAGUUUAUGUUGGAGGAGAUGCAAGCACUAAGGAACAGGAAGAGAUCACUAAACAAGGGCAGUACCCUGACAACUAUUUUACCUCAAUUGAUUUACGAGCUCCUCCUAGUGAAGACCAACUGCUACAGAACACUCUGUGGCCUGAGGAAGCCAAGUUGUACGGCCAUGGCUAUGAGAUAUUCUCACUGGCUGCUAAUCCUGAGGGAACAUUGCUAGCGUCAGCCUGCAAGGCAGCAAAAGCUGAGGUAGCCAAUAUUUUGCUGUGGGACAUGAAGACAAAGAAGGUUUGUGCAUCUCUGUGUGGCUGCACACUGACAGUGACACAGAUGGCUUUCAAUCAUCAAGGCAAUCGUCUGCUUGCUGUCUCGAGGGAUAGGACGUGGGCUCUGUUUAAACAGUCAGAAACUGGUCAGUUUGUCCUAGAAGCCAGCACAGACAAGAGGACUACAUCACAUGCUCGUAUUAUCUGGUCAUGUGCUUGGUCACAUGAUGACAAGUAUUUCUUCACAGCUUCCAGGGAUAAAAAGGUUCUUGUCUGGUCAGUGGAUGCUGUUGCCAGGACCACGCACACAUCUCCACCCAUGCCUGCAGGAUCACUAGUAUUACCUCAUUCUGUGACAGCUGUUUCACUUGCACCAUUGUUUGUUCAAGACGACAGGUAUCUUGUAGCUGCAGCGCUAGAAGACGGUGAAAUCUUCCUCUACACAUGGUCACCAUCAGACUCUACCAGUGAGUGGAGGUUGGCCGCAUCACUGAGUCAAAGUGAAGCACAUCACCUGACUGUGACCCGUUUGGCAUUCCGACCCCAGACUGGAAGACUAGGGCACACAGAGGACAGCUCCAGAUGGCUUCAGCUGGCCAGCUGUGGGGAAGAUCAUGCUGUCAGGGUCUACAACAUUGAUCUCAUGGACUUUAAAAAAAAAAAUUAA